AUGGCUUCCCUCGCCUCUGCUUGCCGCCUGUCUGCCAGGCUGGCGCGGUCCAAAUUGCCUCACGAGGCGGCUGCUCGGGGCUUCCGGACGUCAGCUUCCUCCCUCGCCGCCCAAAACUUCACCAUGCCCGCACUCUCCCCCACCAUGACCGAGGGCAACAUCGCGACCUGGAAGGUCAAGGACGGCGACAAGUUCUCCGCCGGUGACGUCCUUCUGGAGAUCGAGACCGAUAAGGCGACAAUGGACGUGGAGGCCCAGGAUGACGGUAUCAUGAUGAAGGUCCUCACAGGCGACGGCGCCAGGGGCGUGCAGGUCGGAACGCGGAUCGCCGUCAUCGCCGAGGAGGGAGACGACAUCAGCUCGCUGGAGAUCCCCGCCGAUGAGGGCCCGAAGCAAGCAUCUGCCCCCAAAGCACCAGAGAAGAGUUCUCAACCAGAGCCGGUACCACAGGAGGAGCGGAGCGCAUCAGAGCCUGCCACACAUGGCGCCAGAGGGAGCGGGAAGGCCCAGAAGCAGACCUACCCUCUGUUUCCCUCGAUCAUCCAGCUGCUCCACGAGAACGGAAUCGACGAGUCCAAGGUCCAUGAGAUCCCUGCGACAGGGCCCAAGGGCCGUCUGGUGAAGGGCGACGUUCUGGUCUAUCUUGGCAAGGCGAAGGCCAACUCGGCCUCUGACGUAGAAGAGCGGUACAACAAGCUGGCACACCUGGAUCUCAGCAAUAUCAAGGUGGCCGCGAAGAAAGCAGAGAAGAAGAGCGCAGAGGAGAAGCCAGCCAAGCCGGCUGCGCCCGUGUUGGAGGACCUGCAGGUCACUCUACCCAUCUCCCUGGCGCAGGUCAUCGAGGUGCAGAGCAAGGUGCAGGACACCCUUGGCGCGUUCCUCCCACUAUCGGCAUUCAUCGCGCGCGCCACCGAGGUCGCCAACGACGAGUUGCCCCUGGCGGCCGAUUACAAGCCUUCCGCGGACGAGCUGUUCAACCAAGUGCUGGGUCUGGACACCGUGAGCCCCCAGGGCUCCAAGGGACACUACCUCCCACAGAUCUCUGCGCUUCCACCGCCGCCAUCGCUCUCGCAGAAGAGCUUCACCGCAGCCAAGCCCGACAUAUAUGAUAUUCUCACGGGAGGCUCCGCCAGCAAGAAGGCGCCCACCCCGUCCAGCAGGCCGGCGGGCCUCUCUACGGGGCUGAACGUAUUCUCCCUCAAGGUGCCCAAGACCGAGGAGCAGAGGGCAAAGGUGUUCCUUGAGAGGGUCAAGAUGGUCCUGGAGAAUGAGCCUGGCCGGUUGGUACUUUGA
Molecule: messenger RNA, 1293 nt
Organism: Diaporthe citri
Lineage: Eukaryota; Fungi; Ascomycota; Sordariomycetes; Diaporthales; Diaporthaceae
Exons: 2
Coding region: 1-1293 (430 amino acids)
Biological process (GO): pyruvate decarboxylation to acetyl-CoA
Cellular component (GO): pyruvate dehydrogenase complex
Molecular function (GO): dihydrolipoyllysine-residue acetyltransferase activity
Source: RefSeq, a predicted model, not a curated record